CAGACGGGGAAGUGGACGAGGAGAGCUGGCAGCGGAGCGGCAGAGCAGUCCAAUGCACGCGCUGUCGGGACUCCUUCUGGCGCCAAGCGCGCGCGGUUGGGAGACAGAGGCGCGUGAUGAGUCGAACCGGUGCGGCUCCUCGAGACCUUUCCGGAACAUCACCUCUACCACCACCACCACCAUCACCAUCACCAUCAACAAGUGUGACUGUCAUGUUGUGUUUCAUGAGAAGACAUUAAAAGAGCCACAUUUGGAGAUAUGAAUCAUUUCACUCGGGUAUUGAAUAAGUUCCCCGCGUGCCGUUUAGGAACUUUCCUGUUAUUUUCUUUAUUCCCUCGCGGAAAUGUGGACGCCUUGAAGUAGCUGACUGUACUUAAGAAAAAAAAAAAACAAUGUUGUUUUAUUAUUUACUUCCAGAGAGGUUCAGCCUUCUUCCAACGAUGAUACAGAUGUGAUAGGAGCAAACUACUGCUGCACUAUCUACGACGCUGGAUAAAAAAGUAGCUAUUAAUACAUUCCAGGAUAAAACUCUUUCCCAUGUACAAUAUGACAUGUUGAUUCCAGUGUCGCUUGCCCUGCUCCUAACUCUCUGAAGCUUUCAGCGUCCUCACAAAUUAAACCUGAGAUUACACUUCCCUGCUGCAAUCUGCUCAGUGAGCUGCUCAGUUUUUGGACGAGCACUUUGGAAAUUUAAUUCAAAAGAUUAUAUGAAACUCUAUCAAAUCAAUUUUGAAGGAUCAUCUCAAGAUAAGCUCUUAUGUUUGUGUGAAUGAACUGAUAAUUUUGACAGCUAAUGAAGCUGCAAUCAUCACCAUUUAAUGCUGGGAAAUAGGUGAAACUAUGAUUGCUUUUGCCUGACAGGACUUGUGGGAGGUCGCUGCUGAAUAUGCCCAGGAAAUCCCCUAUCUUUGAUGGCUUUGCCCUCUUAUGGGGCUUGCUCUUUGGAUUAUUCAUUGCAGGUGCACCAGUGAUGGCUUGUCCCACAAGCUGUCACUGUAUAGAGAAGAGUGGCAUGACCGUGGUCCAAUGUAUGUCUCGCAACUUGGAGAAGAUCCCAUCAGAUCUUCCAAGAGAUACUGUUGUCCUGCUUUUGGCAUCCAACCACAUCAAGCACAUCCCCAACCACGCCUUCAAAGAACUGCACUACCUUCAAGAGCUGGACCUGUCUAACAAUGACAUUGAAACUGUGGACGUUGGAGCUUUUCAAGGUGUUUCUGACAGCCUCCUUGUCCUGGAUCUAGCAAACAAUCGCAUCCAAAGUGUCCCCAAAGAGGCUUUUGCCCGUCUCCGAGCAAAAAUCAGUCUGUCAAACAACCCGUGGCACUGUGAGUGUACGCUGCAGGAGGUCCUGAGGGAGCUGCGGCUGGACCCCGAGACAGUGAACGAGGUGAUCUGCCACACAGCGGUGCAGGAGGAAUACGCAGGCAAACCGGUAAUCCAGGUGCUGGACUCAGGGAUCAACUUCUGCAACUUUCACCACAAGACCACCGAUGUAGCCAUGUUUGUCACCAUGUUCGGAUGGUUCACCAUGGUGAUUGCAUACGUCAUCUACUAUGUGAGACACAAUCAGGAGGAUGCUAGGAGGCAUCUGGAGUACCUCAAGUCACUUCCCAGCAGCUCUCAGAUCAGCAAGGACUUUGACACCAUCAGCACUGUUCUCUAGCAGGGCCAUAUGCAGCUCUGGAGCUGUGGUGUGUGUGCCUCUGUAUCUGUAAAUAUGUGAGUAAAUGUGUGGUCAUGUACAAAAUGACUAAAAAGCUGUUGCAACACAUAAUCACCAGUGUUUGUGAGCACAUUCUUUGGGGUCUUUCAGCGACUAAAAUGCAUCAUUUUGAUUUUUUGAUUUGUUCAGCCUCAUAAAUGAUAUCUUUUGUAUUAUUCCAAAACAUUUAUUUUGAUUUUAUUAAAUACGAGUAAGUCUGACUCUGCAGUGACAGCACAAAAUACUCAUAUUUCCAUGAGAGAUGAUAGAUCUAGACUGGAGAGAUAAAUGUUCCCACUCUGGUGUUGAUCCAUAGUGUGAUUGAAUUUGGACUGAGAUAAAUGAGGAGGAGGACUGCAUCUCUCUGUUACUUUGUAUCUAUGUAUUGAUUUAUGUUCUUUAUGUCACACUGUCAAGGUAAAGGGCAUUGUACGAGACUUUGGCUUAUAUAUGAAAUAGGGCAAGGUGUUAACAUUCAGUUUGCAUAACACGUGCAUAACAGCCCUGCUUCCAAAAAAACCUUACACAUAAAACUCCUUACCCGCGAAGUAACGUUACUCUGUGCAACCACUGCACCGUGUCAUGUUAAAGACUAAAUGUAUUCAAACAAGGAAAACUGCCAUACACUUGCAGCUCUGAUGUGUUUUUGGUAUAUCCCAAAAACGAUCUAAACAAGCAUUUCAGCAUGUCAUGCCAAGGUUAUGAAGAGAAGGAAUGUUAACAUGUCUCCUUUAUUACCAGGCAAUACCAGGCACACACCUUCCAAAUCAUCAUUCAGUCCGAUUGGCUGAGUCAACUCCUGCCAGGAGACGUGUUCGAAACACAGAUAAGAAAGUUACACAAGCCAUGCGAAUGUAUCUGAAUGACCCCUGUGCAUGUUCGCCUGCGUGCAGCAAGCAUAAUUCCAGCCUCAAUGUGUGGGCAGCAAAAACAAAAUUAAUGAUCUUAAAAGAGGCUGAAAAGCUCAUAGUUGAGUGACAACUCUCUUUGAUCCCUUUUACAUUACAAAGUCUUUUGAUUCAAUAUUAAAGCCCUAUGUGAUAACCUGAUACAAUGGCGGUACCCUGAAGAAGGUUAGAAAUCACAACUGCGGUCUCUUGUGAAUUUCCUGGUGGUUUGAGAAACGCAUGCAAAAACAUAUAUGGUAAUUAUAUUGUUGUUGUUUUUAAAAAUUAUUUUUGUUCAUUAUAAACAAAACCACUUCCUUUGUAGGACUACACUUUUGCACUGGGGUAUUACCCAGUACACCACAGACAGAAGUUCAGUUCAGCUAAAUGUUUUAUUACAUCUAGGAGGAGUCAAUUACAGCACAGUAAUAAAAAAAACAAGUCAUCAUGAAGAACUUUAAUAUAAAAAGCAUUGAUUAAUGCAGCUUUGUAUACUGAUAAUUUAGUUAGCAAUUUUUGGGGUCCAAAAAUGUAUUUCUGUUGAAUGUCAACAUUCAGAAUUGUCAAAUACUACGUCAUUUCUGUUAUUUGGGAACCACAGACGCAAACCACAAAUAGCUGAAUUAACAUACCACAGCCAUUACGACUAUUGAUUUGAUUGUAGUAUAACUCUGUUUGUUUGGACACAAACUCAAUAGUUUUUAAAUUACGUGUGGGUUACUUUGUUGAUCAAGAGUUGAUUGUGUCCAAGUGCCUACUCUCUGGGACUUCUACACCAUAGCACUGUGCACAAAGUUGGACAAAUGAGUGUCAAGUCCUCUCCCUGUCCACCCUCGCCAUUGCAGAACUCAGAGUCAGUUACAAUGUAUGCCUGGCCAGUUUCUGUGUAGGGCUGGGGACCUGAGUCAUAAAGGUGUUAAAGCUCAAUUCCCCAGAUGGGUGGAUUUUUCCAAAAAAAGGACAAGAACAAGUGCCAGAAGACAAUGACAGAAAAGUUAAUGUAUGCUUUUCUGUAAUUGACAACUUACUGUACUAGUCCUCAUGUGGUGAUUCCCACUCAUCUAGUAGUUCAAGCAGGUUAGAAUAAACACAGUUACUAAUACCUGAUCUACUCUAGGUAGAGACUUGUUUUUAAUUUUGCAUACUGUAUUUACAUGUGACAAAAUAGUCUUUUUUAUACUACUGUAGGUGUAUUUGUUACAGAAGUGUCUGUCUGUUUUGACCUGUCUUCUAACAGUGUUUGUGCUGGCCAAUGUGUAUACAAAUUUUACAAUUUAAAGUAAUGCACAUGCCAUCUGUGUUGUUAUUUUGUAAAAUAUGUCUUUAGCUAAACCCAUAUCAAAGUGUUUGGAUGUCUUUGAGAACUCAAUCGGUCAGUGUCUUUUCUUCAUCUAAGAAUUGGUCUAUGAGCUGUGUGAUGGAAAUAAAAGGGCUCCAAUCGUUUUGUUUUCUCACCUUGUCUAUCUGUUGCAGUAAUUACUGUAUGUUUGUUUUGUUUUCUGGAUUUCAAUAGACACCUUACCAGCAUUUGAAAAUAAAAAUUAUUUUCCAAGACA
Molecule: messenger RNA, 4145 nt
Organism: Siniperca chuatsi (mandarin fish)
Lineage: Eukaryota; Metazoa; Chordata; Actinopteri; Centrarchiformes; Sinipercidae
Product: leucine-rich repeat-containing protein 3-like
Exons: 2
Coding region: 887-1663 (258 amino acids)
Molecular function (GO): protein binding
Source: RefSeq, a predicted model, not a curated record